AUGUCGAGCGACAGUAGUAGUAGCUUUGAACUGAAAGGUCUCCAAAUGAAGCAAGAUGACAAGUUCUUCUCCAGGCUGAUGUCCAAGGAAACUUCCAUGGCUAAUUCUUCUUCCAGAGUCUACUACGGCGGAGCCUCCGUUGCUGUUCCGUUCAUGUGGGAAUCACACCCUGGAACCUCCAAGCAUCCUGCUUCUCACACUGCUCUCCCUCCUUUGACCCCUCCUCCUUCCUAUCCCUAUCAUUCCUCCCUCGACUCCAAAUCCAACCACAAAAAUAGCUCCAAACCCACCCUUUUCGCCUCCAUCUUUCCCUGUCUUAACUGCGCUUCUCCGUCGUUGCAUGCUUCCAGUUCUUCCCCGUUUGCUAAUCCUUCCAUGAACCGAAAGUUAAUCGAGAGACGAUGGAGCUAUUAA
Hibiscus syriacus is the source of this 414-nucleotide messenger RNA. RefSeq lists its product as uncharacterized. The record is from RefSeq and is a predicted model, not a curated record. The transcript has a single exon. NCBI's taxonomy places the organism in Eukaryota, Viridiplantae, Streptophyta, Magnoliopsida, Malvales, Malvaceae. The coding region runs from base 1 to 414 and encodes 137 amino acids.